Messenger RNA from Archocentrus centrarchus (flier cichlid), 1157 nucleotides. Its product is annotated as cyclin-dependent kinase 1. The record is from RefSeq and is a predicted model, not a curated record. Gene Ontology annotation, molecular function: cyclin-dependent protein serine/threonine kinase activity; ATP binding. Gene Ontology annotation, cellular component: nucleus. Gene Ontology annotation, biological process: mitotic G2 DNA damage checkpoint signaling; G2/M transition of mitotic cell cycle; protein phosphorylation. The transcript has 8 exons. NCBI's taxonomy places the organism in Eukaryota, Metazoa, Chordata, Actinopteri, Cichliformes, Cichlidae. Bases 131 to 1042 code for a protein of 303 amino acids.
GUUUUGAACUGCUGCUUUACUGCGGUUAUUUCAAGAGUCUGGUAGCAUUCUAGCGGCGGUCUUUGCGUGGAGUGUACAUACAGUUAAAAUAAAGUCAACACAAACAAAAACGAGGCAUACUCAGGCCAUAAUGGAAGACUACUUGAAAAUAGAGAAGAUUGGAGAAGGUACAUAUGGGGUUGUGUAUAAAGGCAAGCACAAGGCCACAGGGCAAAUUGUGGCUAUGAAGAAGAUCCGUCUGGAGAGUGAGGAGGAGGGGGUUCCCAGCACAGCUGUCAGAGAAGUUUCUCUGCUCCAGGAGCUGAAACAUCCCAACGUUGUACGACUCCUGGAUGUUCUGAUGCAGGAUUCUCGUCUCUACCUCAUCUUUGAGUUCCUGUCCAUGGACCUGAAGAAGUACUUGGACUCCAUCCCCUCCGGUCAGUACAUGGAUCCGAUGUUGGUCAAGAGCUACCUUUACCAGAUAUUGGAGGGCAUUUACUUCUGUCACUGUCGCCGAGUCCUCCAUCGUGACCUGAAACCCCAGAAUCUGCUGAUUGACAACAAGGGAGUCAUCAAACUGGCAGACUUUGGUUUGGCUCGGGCCUUCGGUGUUCCCGUCAGGGUCUACACCCAUGAGGUUGUCACUCUUUGGUACCGGGCUCCAGAGGUUCUGCUGGGUUCACCCCGAUAUUCCACCCCCGUUGAUGUUUGGAGCACUGGGACAAUCUUUGCUGAACUUGCUACUAAGAAGCCUUUAUUCCAUGGAGACUCUGAAAUAGACCAGCUCUUCAGGAUCUUCAGGACUCUGGGAACCCCAAACAAUGACAUGUGGCCUGAUGUGGAGAGCCUACCAGACUACAAAAACACUUUUCCUAAAUGGAAGUCUGGCAACCUCCCGUCUAUGGUGAAAAACCUGGAUAAGAAUGGCGUAGAUCUACUGGCGAAAAUGUUGGCUUACAAUCCCCCCAAACGCAUCUCUGCUCGCGAGGCUAUGACCCACCCUUACUUUGAUGACUUGGACAAAUCCACCCUACCGUCUGCCAGCAUCAACAAAAUCUAAAGCACAUACUGACCUUACAUAUUAACACAUUCAUACAUUUGUGAUAUAUUCUGUAAAUACUUCUUUGUGUACCUGUGUGAGUGUCAAUCUUCAAUAAAAACGGCACUUUGUGUAA